This is a messenger RNA of Cryphonectria parasitica EP155, 402 nucleotides long. RefSeq lists its product as uncharacterized. NCBI's taxonomy places the organism in Eukaryota, Fungi, Ascomycota, Sordariomycetes, Diaporthales, Cryphonectriaceae. The transcript has a single exon. The record is from RefSeq and is a predicted model, not a curated record. The annotation marks the transcript as partial.
GAAGAUACGUCAAUCUCGGUAUUUCCAUUUCGCUAAUUGAGCACGUGGGUAGUAGUACUGCUCCCGCUACCAUCUCUAUGUGACAUGCCUGCGCAUUAUCAUGCCUGUGCAUUGACCGCUGCUUAUUCCUGUCCGACACAUGCUUGGCCAUUUUGAAUGAGCACGUUCCCAUAUGCUACGCAUGCUCACUAUCGGUGAUCCUGACCUAUCUGACGAUGUCCGCCCGUCCAGCCCACUGGCAGUCAAACCCAUCUGCCUUCCUUCGAAAUCAGUCAGUACUGGUCCUCCUAACACGGCAGUGUCUAUCUAUCCCAAUGGGCAUUCCCAAGUCGUGAGUCCGUCAGGCCCUUCCAUGCGUGAGUGGGGUGAAGGCGAAUCCGAGAACAAAAAGACAAAAAAAGG